AUGUUGUUUCCAGCACUGAGUGGCCUCUUGGGUCCCUUGUUGGCCGUUUUAUUGGUAGCAACGCAUCCUGACACCUCCUCCAUUCCGAGCAUCAAGAAACACCACAAGACCCAUCAUCACGCUUUUUUGUCCUCUUCGUCAUCAUCCUCCUCCAUAAUUUGGAUAGAUUUGGAAAAUGUCCGUGGUCGAUCUGGCUUUCGAUGGAGUCAUCAAGAUGUGCUGGACGCCACGGUCCAAUGGACGCGCCAUUGGAGUCUCGAUGGACGCGUCGUCGUGGUGGCCGAUCAUGGCUCCGUCCGUGCGGCUUACUCUUAUCAAGACAUAUUGGCGGUGGUCUUUAGUGGCAAUCGCGCCAAAGCCGACGAUGUUCUGGCCCAUCACGUGGGUGCCGGGCACAUGGUAGUGACGGCCGAUACCGAACUCCAAUCGCGGUGUCAACGAGGUGCCUCUCAAAGAAACAAGAAACAACAACAACCAGACAAUUCUGAUAGGAAGCUCAAGAGAGGACUCUAUUUUCUGGAUCCGACCACUUUUCUAGACGAUUUGGAAGCCACUUUGUUGCAACAACAAGAAGAUGCUCCCACAAGUAAUGAUACACCCGAACGGUUGUCGUUCUUGGAGGACGACCCAGAAGAUCUGUCACUCCAACGACUCGAUGACGAAAUCCAAUUACGAGCCAUGAUUUUGGACACCCAAGUGCAAUUGGAUUCUCGACGACGACAACAGAAAAAAAGAAACCUUACCAACAAGAAAAAGAAAAAACUACAAUCCAAACUGGAUGCCCUUCAAACCAAAUUAGUAGUAGCCAUCAAAAACAAUAAUGGCCACUCGGUCUUGGAUCAAAUAACCAACAACAAUAAUAGCAAUGACAAUACAGAAGAACAACAACUCAUUCUCCAACGAUGGAAGGAUAUCCAACGGACCCGAAAAGAGCAAACGGGAGAUCGAGUGGUCCUGGCCGAACAGCUCCGACGCCAAUUGGAAGCAGCAGAACAACAGGAGGACACUAUUUUGGAUUCUUGGCAGGAAAGCCCUGCACACGAGUUUAUCCGACACUUUAAUAGCCUGGAACCCACAACAACAACAACACAGCCAUCCAUCGUAUCUUCCUCCAACGCAGUAUUGAACAAUCAACCUAUUGAUGUCACCACCAACAACAACAAUGGCCAACAUCCUCAGCCAACCACUCAGGAGAUUCUAAUGGAUCCCACUCUCAAUCCACUACCGGGUCUCAAGACGCUUAGGAUUGUGGCUAUUUCCGACACGCAUGGAUUUGAAGGGCAAUUAUUGACAGAUCACGAGGAGGAUUCAUUAUCAUCGCAACAAGCGAAGGAUGACGAUUCAGCGAAACUCAAUGGUGCCAGUAGUAGUGAUAUUCUACCUCCCGGAGACAUUUUGUUUCAUUUGGGAGACUUUGCGUUGGAAGCAUCGGGGUCGGCGGAACGCAAAGCAUUCCAACGAUUUGAUCAGUGGUUGGCGAAACAACCACAUCCCAUUAAAAUUGUCGUACGAGGGAAUCACGAUCCUCCUCUGCAGCAGUUUGAUCAAUCCGGUGCCUGGUACAUUACCACACCCACCAGUAUCCCCCUCACACCCAAUCUCAUGCUCGGGGUCAUUCCCCAUGGUCCGUCGUCUACCAAACGCAACAAAAAACGACAUCCACUUCCACAGUCGUGUGAUAUUUUGGCCACACACGUUCCACCUUUCAAGACAUUGGAUCGCACAUUCACUGGCAGCGCCGCGGGGAGCAAUUACUUGACGAGAAUUGUCAAGAGUAUGAAACAUGGACCACCGCGAUUGUGGUUGUGUGGACACAUUCAUGAAGGACGAGGAGUGGCCCAACGACAGUUUGGUGGAAGAGGCAUGACCACUACCGUCGUCAAUGCCGCCAAUGCCAAUCCCGGUCGUGCCACGCAUCUGCAACAUGAGGCGGUGGUGAUUCAAGUUGAAAAUGAAGAUCGACUGUUGCAACGGAGUGAAGCCGUCCAGAUUGUAUCCAUGGAACAACAACAACAUGACGGUCGUUGCAAGGACGCUUCCUCCAUGAUGACACAGUUGUAUGAAGCGACGCAAGGGGAAAGUGAUCAUGAUAUGGACACUACAUCCUUGAUGCUGGCCAUUGAUUUGGGGCUCAAAUCAGGUGCGGCGCUCUUUAACAGCCAGGGCCAGUUACUUCGGUACGAACAGUUUCAAUUUGACAUUGAAGACAUAGCCAUGAGAACCAGGCAGCUCGUUCUGGAUUGGGAACGAGAUGCCAAUGACGAAACUUUCAUGGAGAAUGUUGCCAACAACGGGAACGACAAUAACAACGACCAACAUUCGGGCAGCUCCAAGCGAAAGAGUCAAUUGACACACAUUGCCAUUGAAGGAGUCAAUGGGGACAUGCUACGAGCUUGGGAAGAAGCUGCCCCUUCACUUUCCGUCCUCCGAGUACCACCCGAAGAAUGGCGAUCGGAACUGCUCCACAAGAAGGAACGCUGCAAUGGCGGCCAAGAUGCCAAGGCUGCGGCUCGAUUGAUUGCCCGGCAGAUUGUCAACGACUACGGAAUCAUGGGGGUGCACGAGGGCAAAUUCAAGACGGAUGUGGCCGAAGCUGUUUGCCUGGGUUUGUAUGUCAGCCGAAGACUCGGUUGGAUCCAACGUGACCCCGCCGUACGACGGUACAGCAAUGGAAAUAUCGUCGUUCCACCAAAGAAAAAGCCAUGA
Seminavis robusta is the source of this 2706-nucleotide messenger RNA. The record is from the annotation of a GenBank genome assembly. NCBI's taxonomy places the organism in Eukaryota, Bacillariophyta, Bacillariophyceae, Naviculales, Naviculaceae.